CUUAUAUCGUAACUGGAAACUGCGACGCUCUCACUUAUCUACAUCCUAUGUCAAACAAUUCGUGGUGAAAAUAGUCCAACGACGAAAAUUCGCAAGGGAUGAUCACACGAUGUGUUUUAAUGCUCGUGAUUCUUCAGCUGGCGAUCGCGAUAUGUUCUGCCGUGAGUGGGCUAAUAUGGUGCAAAGAAAAGCAGGAAUUUGUAGAAAUAUUCAGUAUCCCACAGUUCGCUGCUCUUCAGAAGGAAAACGUGAUCAAAAGUGAUAUAGAGAUUCACGAUAUGAAGAAUGAAGUUAUCAGAGCUGUGUAUUAUGAGGAAAAGAAUUUAGUAAUGUUCACAGACAACGAUACGAAAAUUACUGGUAUUUACGGCGACUUGUGGUACCUUCUGGCGGAUUAUCUCAAUUUUACAUUUAUUCCAGUGAAGACUAUUAGUCGAAGUUUCGGCGAGAGACUGAAAAACGGCAGUUUUACCGGUUUGCUCGACAUACUCGAAAAUAAUGAAAUACAGGUGAUAUUGAGAAGCGAAUUCUUUUCAUCUCGAAUGAACGACGUGGAUUAUACAACGCCUCUCUGGAAAAGCAAGUUUUACAUUUACGUCCAACCGGAAUGGCAGUACGAUAAUACAUGGGUAGUUACGUUAUUUUCAAAGAGAACAUUAUAUUGCAUAAUUUUCCUGUUUAUUAUUAUGAGUUAUCUUGGCUAUUUCCUGCAAAACGUACCAAAGAGUCACGAGAUCGAACGCAAGAGGAAAGAUUCCGAAGAUUACAACUUAAAUGAUCACUUCUUUCACUCGUUCGCCAUGAUGUGCUCGCAAGGCUACAUACCUGACGCCUUUUAUAACAAAUUCAAGAUCUUGUCAUUGUCGAAGAGCAUCUUCGCGUGGCUAGUAAUGUUAUCUUUCAACUCCAAUCUCAUUUAUCGCAUGACGAAUAGAGAGUCUUUGCUGUCAUUUAAUGAUCUGGAUACCCUUUUCAACAAUACAAAAUAUACUCUGCUAGUAUUUCGUGGCUCUAGCUUCUACGAUCUCUUUCAAGAUACAUAUGCAAUCGACAACAAUGUACUCGAUCGAGUACGCUUCCUGCCAACUUCGGAGGACAUGUACAACGAAAUUUGUAAUAAUCUUCAGAAAUACGUGAUGCUCGAGCUUAAGGACCAAUAUAUGGCAUUAAGCAGAUCCGGUUGUCCGCUCGUGGCUACAGGAGAUUACAACGAGGUAUGGAUCACGUUUGCCCUUAAGAAGAACUUUCCAUACAAAAAACCAAUCGACGCUGGAAUCAUCAAGUUGAAUGAGGUCGGGCUGAUGGACUGUAUCAUAGAUCGUUGGCUGAAUAUCAGAUUAGAGACUACGAAAGACACUACAUUCAAGACGAUCGACUUCAAUCAAGUCUACUUGAUUUUUCUCAUACUCUACUGCGGAGUGUUACUCUCGCUUACGAUACUCGUUCUGGAAAACAUAAUACAUUAUCACGAAAAGAAGAAAAAUGAAUUUCGUAGACGUAAAUAAUUAAAUAUCGUAUUUGCUACAAAAAACACCAGCACGUGACUGAAACUAGAAUAAGAUAAUACUGUAUUAAGGAAUAUAAUGUGUGUACAAGCUAUUUGUCUCUUUAUUUCGGAGUUUAUUAAAAUAAAGAAGCUUAAGCUAAUAUAUAUAUUGCGUUUAGAAAGUAGAACAGAUGCAUAGGUAAUUAAUAAUAAGUAAAUAAAUAAUAAAUAAUAAAUAAAUAAUAAGUAAUUGUAACAAGUGGCAUUAGUGAGUUUCCGAAUUCGGAGGUUUGCGAUUACUCUUCAUUGCGAUUAGAUGGACAUUGCGAGCGUGCGAAUUGUAAUACCUUGCGAGAUAAGUCAGAAAGUUCAUCGUUGUCGAUGAACUGUUUUUAUUUUAUUUGAUUAUUGCUUGAUUACUUCUUUUGCGUGCGAGUCUAAGCAAUCGCCUUUCUCUCAAUUUCGCAAUUUUUUAAUCGCAUAAUAUUGUAACUUUGUAAUUCCACUAUGAGUCACGUAUGGAUAGAUACAAAAUGUAUACCGAUUUAUAGCUUUGCUAUCAGAGUGUAUGAAAAGAUGUAUAAAUUGUCUUGUUUUAUAUUUUGUCUAGAAGUUACUUGAAAUAAUACUAAAAUUUUAACAAACAAU
Molecule: messenger RNA, 2134 nt
Organism: Ooceraea biroi (clonal raider ant)
Lineage: Eukaryota; Metazoa; Arthropoda; Insecta; Hymenoptera; Formicidae
Source: RefSeq, a predicted model, not a curated record